UUCGGUCUUUCCCUUUUUGCUCUAUCUCGAUUCUCGCUCCGACGCUUCCAGAGUAUUCCCAACUCCGCCUGUCCGGACGGUCAAAAUUACCAAUUUAGCUUGUCUCUCUCUCCACGCUUCGACAUUCUUCACGCUCCGCCUGUCCAGACAGUGAAGGAUAUGGCAGCACAUAAGAUUGCUCACGCAACCUUGAAAGGACCAAGUGUUGUGAAGGAGAUCCUUAUUGGUCUCUCCCUCGGCCUUAUGGCAGGUGGACUCUGGAAGAUGCAUCACUGGAACGAGCAGAGGAAAACUAGAGCAUUCUAUGACAUGCUGGAGAAGGGCACCAUCAGUGUUGUGGUAGAUGAAUAAACCUGUUAAAAUAUGAAACCUUGUUUUUCCAAGAAAUAAUUGCUGGUAUUCAGCCAUGCUGUUUUUGACAUGCAUUCAUAUUUGUUUGUGAGGUACAGUAACUCAAUACUCCACAUGUGAGAACAAAACUGAUGAAGCUUGAUUUAUUCACAUAUUCCUGCAACGUGCUUGCUACCA
Messenger RNA from Nymphaea colorata (pocket water lily), 528 nucleotides. RefSeq names its product cytochrome c oxidase subunit 5C. The transcript is spliced from 2 exons. Bases 160 to 351 code for a protein of 63 amino acids. The record is from RefSeq and is a predicted model, not a curated record. NCBI's taxonomy places the organism in Eukaryota, Viridiplantae, Streptophyta, Magnoliopsida, Nymphaeales, Nymphaeaceae.